CUCAGCUCUUCCUCUCACCAUGUCAGAGACGCGUCAAUUUGGGGAUCUGGCUACACAACUGGUCAUAGAAUCGCGCAGAUCAACGCAUACCGAUACUCUACUCAAAUACAACGACUCUCUCGUCCGUUCCAUAAUACGCGAACAACGCGACCUCGAAAAAGCCGCAGAUGCGUUGUCUGACCACGUUGGCGACCGUCCUCCUCCUGCCUUAAUCAUCAUACAAUCCGCUAUAAAUCGCAAUACGCGCUGUCUUUUGGCCUACCACUCACAUCGCGUCGACCGUCUCAGGGACUUGUAUUGGUCCGUUGGUGGUGCCCUCCCUCACAUCCUGUCAACUCAAGAUAUCAGGAGCAAACUUUCCCCACACGAAGUUGAUUAUCUUCGUCAAUACAAUAAUUAUGUCAUGGAAUUUCGUUCCGAAUUCUCACAUGAAUUGGAUAUCACUGCAAGCAUCACCAACCCCCCCAAGGACCUACAUGUCCUAGUCCAUGUGGUAAAGGAUUGUGGUGUUAUCGAGACGGAGUUGGGAACCAUCGAUUUUCAGAAGGGGCAACGUUUUAUGGUCAGACGUGCUGAUAUAGAGCAUCUCAUAGUCCAAGGUUAUCUUGAGGAGGUGUUGUAGCUGAUUACUCGUUUUUUGAGCCAAUCAUCCCCGUGGAGCCAAAUAGUGUUGGAACAGAGAGGCUGGAACGUGGAUCAACAACGCAUUGCUAUUCAAGUCUUAGUCCGGAUUGCUCCCGCGAAGGUAUUCACGAACCGCGCCACUGACGAUAACGAGAUCACAGUGGAAAUGAGGAAAGUACACAAACUUCCCGACCAAGAGAACAG
This is a messenger RNA of Marasmius oreades (fairy-ring Marasmius), 828 nucleotides long. RefSeq lists its product as uncharacterized. The transcript has 2 exons. Bases 20 to 622 code for a protein of 200 amino acids. Gene Ontology annotation, biological process: DNA replication; DNA strand elongation involved in mitotic DNA replication. Gene Ontology annotation, cellular component: GINS complex. The record is from RefSeq and is a predicted model, not a curated record. Lineage: Eukaryota; Fungi; Basidiomycota; Agaricomycetes; Agaricales; Marasmiaceae.